CUUUUCGACCAACCACAGACUGAGUUUGGGGGAUGUUUGCAUACGCAUGCGCACUGCGCGCGUUUCAGAAGCGCGGGACUUCAGUGUUCAGAUGAAAGCUGCGACUUGUCAACAUUGCUGAGUAACAUGGAGGAUGAUUUCAGUCAGUCGCUCACUCCACCCGUCUCGCCCUUUAUGGACGAGGAGCUCGGCGACUCGUCCCUCGCUCAGCCUCCAUGCUUCUCAUGCGCUUUUGAAAAAGGCAGGGAAGAAGCGCAAACUCUGUCGUCAGAUGGCUACGUCAGCCGAGGCGUCCUAAAGAGGUUGCUGUUGAAGUUGGAUCCGGCUCCCUGCGACUUCGAAGUAGACACCGUGGAUUUGUUCGGCUUUUCCUGGGUGACGGAGACGGCGUUGCUGGAGUCCACUCAGCUUCUGUUUGGCUUGUUCAGACAAAAAGUCUUCAAGCUGGGAACUCUGGUUCAGUCGAGCUCCAACGAUUUUGGUCAAGCGAGUAGCCUUCAUUAUGAAGCAGAGGAACUGAGGCAGCAGUGUGUGCUGUUUCUCACCUACAUUAAAGUCUUUAUUCACAGGUACUUAGAGGCGCCUCACAUGUUGCCGGACGAGUUGUGCCCUUCGUUCUCACACCUGGAAGUGCAGUUUCCCUCCACUUUAUUGGAGCAGCUCCUCAGCGUCACGUUGCUCAUGGGCAGACUUAAAGAUUUACCCGCAAACGUCCAAAGCGCUUUCACUAUCCAUCACCAGGGAAAGCUUUUCCCUCCAUCAUGGCAUUUACUGCACCUUCAUUUGGACGUCCACUGGUCCAUCCUGGAGAUCCUGCACAUUUUGGGACAGAAAAUGACGGGUCAGGUUGUGUAUGCGCAGCAGUUUGUUGAUCUAACAGGGGAAACUCUUACCAGCGUCAGUCUGUUUGAAGAUCAUCUCAACAACCUGCUGUGUGACCUUAUUACUCUGUCAAUGAACAAGUACAGCAAGGUGAGACCCACCGAGGCGCUGACGAGCCAUCAUUAUCAGUGUUUGUGCACUAAAGAGAUUUGGAUUCUUCUUAUCCACUUUCUGGAACACCGAAGCAAAACUCUACACACACAGACAUUCUGGGGCUACGUGAAUGCACUGCUCAGCUCCAUACUCAAGGGGGCGCCAUCAGGAGUCGCGACACACUGUAAAGACGUGCUCGGCUUCACGUGGUGGCUGAUCACGCACCUCGCACAGCUCGGAACGUGCAACCAUAACGGAGUGCUUCAGAACGAGAAACAGCUGCAGGACAACUGGAGUUUUGUGUGUGUUCUGCUGAAGUCCAGCUGUGACACGAAGGCAGCGGUCCAGGAGGAGCAGAUGCGGAUGUACGUUCACUGCUGUCUGACUCUCAGUAUGGUGUGGGCACCCAGCCUCAGUGCCCUCAACACACUUUGGGAUUUUUUCAGCAAAAACCUGAACGGAUCGUUCUCAGUCCCCUGGUUAGGUCUGUCUGGAUUGGCCAGUAUCGGCUCCACCCCACUGGCUCUUUUGGAGCAGGCCAAGAGUUGCUGUAGCCCCGCCCUUCUGAACUCCAUUCAUCACACCAACCUCUACCGCUCCACCAAUUCCUUCCUUAUUUUCCUGCGGAUGCUGGCGCUGCACCUGAAGCAGGAUAAUGGCGCCCCCUGGAGGCAGAUCAAGGGCAGAAUCUACUCUAAGUUUCACGAGCGUCGCAUGGCAGAGCUGUCAGAGAGCGGACUACAUCACUUCUUGCUCCUCUUCCUGGUUCUGUCUCUGUGCGCUGAUCUGGAGGACGCCACAGACCGCGCCUUCGAUCUUUUAGCCCUACGGCUACCCGCGGCGAACGCAGUGAUGUCGUGGCGGGGUCGUCUGGCACUGCUGCUCGGGUUCGUGGAGCGCGGUGUGGACUUAGGUGGGGUUGCUACAAGGAUCUCCACCUGCUUCAGCAGUGCUGCACGAGAGUUUUACUUAAAGACUACACCUCUGCCGAAGAGGGCAGAGCUAUGGCGGUUAAUCUCCGCCUACUUGGAAGGUGUGGGCCAGGUGUGGCAGAGCAGCACCACCUUGUGUCUGUCUGAGGAGAAGCUGAUUAACGAAGGGUUUAGUCUGCUGCUACCUGCCUGCGGCGCUAAAGAGCUUGACACAGCGCUCGAUUUCCUACAGGUGGCACUGACACAGUUACGGAGGGUGCAGCAGUGUUCACAAUGUACCAGUGCCGCUUUUCCUCCCAAUGUGGUUAAAGAGCGCCACCUCGCGGUCGCCGUCACUCUGUGGACUCACUUCUUGCCUUUCCUGCGCUCACUGAGAAUCUCACAGACUUCGCCAGAAGAGUUGGCGCACGCCGCAGCAGGUUUCACUUUAUUAGCUUUGGAUUUGCCUAGCUCCGCCCCUCAGGAUCUUCAGCCCCGCCCACUCCAGGCCAUGAUUCAGUGCUUCGGCUGGGACGAGAUGCUUCGGCCUGUACUGGUGACGCGCUACCUCAACGCCCUGCUGCAGAAUGAGGAGCUAGUGCGUAAGAUAAGCUCUGCUGGUGACUCCGCCCAGGCUCUGUGUGUGAGAUCGUGGAUUCGCUGUAUCCUACUGCAGCAUCAACACAACAACACCGACACACACAACAGAAGAUCGGAGAGGACUUUAGAGGAGCAGUUAGCUGAGAUGACCGCGCUGAUCCUCAGACUACCAGAAGUAGAACCACUGCUUCAGAGAGCCGGAAUGAACACGAACGCUGCUACGCAAGAACCUAAAGCUGCCCUGACCUUGUUUAUAAAGUGUGUAGGUCGUGUGUAUUGCGGGCUGCAGCAGCAGGCCGAGCGCGUCUCUCUGGUGUGUAAAGCGCUGGAGUACUUGGGCGACAUCAUGAAGUUCAUCAAACCCAACAUGGUGAACAAGAGCACAGAAGGGCUGCACAUCACCUACUGGACACUAGGUUGUAUAGUUAAGCACUGGAGCCCCCUACUGGCCACAUCUAAAGCUCAGUCUCUUCUUCUACGCAUCAUCGAUGUCCUGCUGCUCCCUCAUUCCCUGCUGCAGGAUAAAGCUCCGCCUUCUCAGCAGCUCUCCGCUAUACGGGACACUCUGCCACUCUACCUGCAGGGUCUCUCUGCUGUAGUGGGCGUUUCCCAGACUCAGUUGUCUUACCUUAAGCAGCAGCUGCGUAACGUCAUCACUCAGUACCUGAGCCGUUUCCUCCCGACCGCGCCGACUGCCGGCGCAGUAGCCAAUCAUCCGGUGCUGCUGGCUGGCUGUGAGGCCACGCCCACAACACGAGGGGCUGCACUGAGGAGGACCAUCUUACAGGCUCUCAGGGAAAACUUCCUGCAGUUCAGAGGACACGCCCCUCCUCCUCGAUUGGCAGCUGUUCUCACGUUCCUCUUGGAGCUCCUGAGACGUAAUAACGAUACUGACCCCGCUCUCCUCACUGUGCCUCUAGCACAUGUGCUGCGGUGCAUGAUGCUUGUUAACGAACCACAAGUGAAGAAGCUGAGUACAGAAAGUGUGCAGCUAAUCGUGGAGAGAUGUUCCUCAGCAGGCAGAGAGGAACCGUGCGACCAGCUUGUCACAGUUCUCAGAACGUUUGUAGAGGAGAACGAGGGUGUGUAUGAGCUACAGAUGUAUAGUGCCUUGGAGACAGUAGCAGUCCUCAGUCCGUCGGCCGUGUCGGCUCUGAUUCCGGGUCUCUCGCAGAGUUUACGCAACACAGAACAGAAGAGAGGAAUCGGAAAAAACACGUCUCUCAGAAAUGCCUACAGGAAUCUUCUGGCACUUUUGGGAGAUGCUGGUCAAGCUGAAAUAAUCAUUCUAGAAGAAGAUUAACUUUUACUGUCUUUUGUUUCUGCUUUGAUUGUAAAUAAUGUACAUAAAUUUUCCAUUGUACAUCUCAAUUUUUGUACCUUUCAAUAAAUAUGGCUGUAUUUCA
Tachysurus vachellii is the source of this 3892-nucleotide messenger RNA. It is a transcript of the gene mms22l, whose product is annotated as MMS22-like, DNA repair protein. The transcript has 25 exons. The record is from RefSeq and is a predicted model, not a curated record. Gene Ontology annotation, biological process: double-strand break repair via homologous recombination; replication fork processing. Bases 127 to 3789 code for a protein of 1220 amino acids. Gene Ontology annotation, cellular component: nuclear replication fork. Lineage: Eukaryota; Metazoa; Chordata; Actinopteri; Siluriformes; Bagridae.